AUGCAACGAUUGAAGAAGAAUUUCAAAGAUGAGCUGCAAACACUGCUGUCUGAAGUGCAAAAAGAAUUCAUCCAAGAAGUAAAAGUGUCGGUGGUGGAGUACGUGCUGCACCACGAUGACAGUGCGCCACUAAAAGGACUCGACGCACGUCCGCGCCUCAACUCUGUGGAGCGCACGAGACAGGCUAUUGCCGACAAAAAGCGAAAAGAGACUAUGGGCCGAACCAGAGUCUACAUUAGGAAAAACUUGCACACCGUCAAUCACUGCAUACUGCUUGUGCUCGACAUUUGGCAUAAGUGCUUCAGUGAACUAAGAUUAGUUGAUCUGAAGCAGUUGAGCUCGCUGGAAAAGGCCAUUGAGCUGAAAUCCUUUAUGGACUUAAUUGGCCAGCAAAUUGUUACCGCUGUUUUGUAUUUGAAGAACAACUGGUUUCCUGCGUUGGAGACAGGUUGCAGAAAACGAAUGCUGCCGCCGGCGACUGCAGAGAAGCAGCGAAAAGAUUUCUUUGAGUGUGUCGCCACGAUAAUGACAACUCAAAUGCAGCAGCUCUGCAUUUUGUCCAUUAGAGACUUCACAAACUUCAUUUGUGACACGAAAUCGCGGCGCAACAAGGGAUUCGUUUUGGAGGUAGCCUACAGAAGUAAGGUGAUUGCCUUCGAUCCGUCUUUCCCGACAUUCAAAUUGGAAAUAUUGAACUUGAUCGAUAAAUUCAAAGACGCCGUUUCGAGAAUACCGCGAAUCGAGACGGUGCUGGUGGAGAAACUCGGACUGCAGCCCCUUCCGCAGGAAAAGCGCCUCUUGAAGCCGGCGAUUCCGAAUAAAAUUUUGAGAGAAGCGAAGGAGACGCUGAUUGCAAAUCUCGACGAACAACGCAUUCUGCCUGAAAUGCGAAUCCAAGAUUUUGACUGCUACAUCAGCCUCAUCAACGGAGAAUGGCAAGAGGAGGUGGACCGUUUCCUGCGCAGCAAGCAGUCAUACGACGAGCUCGUGUCCAGGGUAACCGAGCUGCACGAGCUGAGUCAGACCAUCCCUUGCGACACGUGGCUCGUCGUGGACGCCGGCCUCUUUGAGGUCCACCGCGGCCCUUUGGUGGUCGCCCUCGUGCAGGCGGCCAUUGCCCUUAGAGACCAACUACUGGCUCACAUGAGGGCCGACCAUCUAGCACUCUCCUCAAAGCUAAGUGAGGAAUACGAAGAAAUCGCGACACGCGCCUUGGCCCCGCCAGCAAACACGGCCGAGCUGAUGACCCUGAAGGAAUAUGUGCAUCAGGUCGAAUCGAGCACCUUGGCUCAGUUGGAAGACCGACUGCGGCAAGUGUGUCAGUCGAUGCUUUUCUUGGUAGACCACAUGACUGUUGCACCUUCUGAGGUCAAGCAGAAUGCUGCCCCGUUCAAAUGGUACGGUAAAAUGCCCGAUGUACUCGCUGAACACGAAGAAAUUGUGCACAAGAAAACUGCUGAAUAUCAACAAGCGCUCAAGGUGAGAACGCAGAAUUUUGUCGAGUCCCUUGCCCAGCAAGAGAGGCUGGUAGCUGAAUUCCAAACAUUGGGCGACAUAAAUGAGUUGCCGAGGUAUUUGCAACGAGCGCGGACUUUGCAAUCGCGGCUGAACGCUGCCAUGACGGACAUCAAGCAGUUCAACGCCGAAGAGGCUGCCUUUGGAUGGGAAACCUCGCAGUAUCCACUUCGCGAACAAAUAUCGGAGCAGUUGGGGCCGUACCUUGAGCUUUACGAGACGGCGAACGGUUUUAUUACUAAACACGAACUGUGGAUGAGCAGUCAGGUCGGAGCAUUUCAUCCCGUCGAAAUAGAGGCUGAAGCCGAACAUUUUUGGCAAACCGUGCAGCAGCUUGAGAAAACUUUCACAGACGUGCCUGUGGUGAAGCAACUUAUAAGCAAAGUACAUCACUGUAUCGAAGAAUUCCGCGACAAUUUGCCAGUGAUUCAGACUUUGGGAAAUCCAGACAUGAAGGAGCGGCACUGGGAGAAAGUGUCUGAAAUCGUGGGGUUCCCCUUGAAAGCGGACACAUCACUCACUCUAGCUCGCAUAAUCGACUUUGGUUUAGGCGACUACAACAGCAAAUUUCAGGUGAUCAGCGAGUCCGCCACGAAGGAAAAUAAUUUGGAAAAGGCGCUCAACACAAUGAUCGAAGAGUGGGUCACAAUGGAAUUUUCAGUCGUACCAUACAGGGAAAGCGGGACGUAUUUUCUUUCGUCAAUAGAUGACAUUCAACUCCUCCUGGACGACCAUAUAGUAAAAACGCAAACAAUGAGAGGGUCACCAUAUAUAAAGCCCUUUGAAAAGGACAUUACGGAGUGGGAAACGAAUCUAAUGCUUCUGCAGGAAAUUCUCGACAGUUGGAUGAAAGUUCAAGGAACGUGGAUGUAUUUGGAACCGAUCUUCUCGUCGCCGGACAUAAAUGCUCAAAUGCCAGAAGAAGGCCGACGAUUUGGAGCUGUCGACAAGAUGUGGAGAGAUAUAAUGAAAGUAGUCGUGACCGAUCUGCAUGUGCUGGUCGUUUCAAAAAUCGACAAAAUGCUCGAGCGCUUGCACAAAUCGAGUGACCUUCUGGACGCCAUCCAAAGAGGCUUGAACGACUAUUUGGACAAGAAAAGGAUUUUCUUUCCUCGCUUUUUCUUCCUCUCCAACGACGAACUGCUCGAGAUUCUUUCAGAGACCAAAGAUCCCUCCAGGGUUCAGCCAAAUCUGAAAAAGUGUUUCCGCGGGAUUGCUAGACUUUCUUUCACGGAAGAUAUGGCAAUUUCCUCCAUUAUUUCUGCUCAGGGAGAGGAUGUUGAGUUGGUCGAGGUGAUCGAUACAGCGUCCGCGAGGGGACAGGUCGAACAGUGGAUGCAGCAGUUGGAAGUUGGAAUGAAAAGUAGCGUUAAAAAGAUUAUUCUCGACUGUCAACGUGAUGUGGACUUUAAAGGCGAUAAUAAAUGGCUUUUGGAGAGUGCGGGCCAGGCGGUGCUCACUCUAUUUCAUAUUAAGUGGACCCAAGACACCGAGAAAGCAAUUGAGGAGGGCACGCUAAAUGAGCUGUUGAAUGUUUUUGCAAAGCACAUUGAAGAAGAGACAGAGCUGCUGAACCAGAACAUUUCCUCCAGUAAUCGAUCAAUGCUUGGUGUACUUUUAAGUCAAAAUAUUUACUGUAGAAACGUAAUUAUGACUUUGAUUAAUAACGGGGUGCAGAAGGUUGAAGAUUUUCAUUGGAUAACUCAACUUCGCUAUUACUGUGAGGAGAAGGAGAUUUUGAUUAAAAUGCUGAAUGCGAGCACAUCAUACGGAUAUGAAUAUUUGGGUGACGUCGUGCGCUUGGUUUUGACUUCGCAAACAAUCCAAUGCUAUCAAGCAAUUUUUGCAGCUUUGAAGUUGAGCCUAGGGGUCGUAAUUGACGGUCCUGUUAGUUCGGGGAAAACGGAGAGCAUAAAAGAUUUAGCAAACAUCGUGGCUAAACAGUGCGUUUUCGUAAGUUGCUCGUCAGAAAUGGACUGCACUACUCUUGUGAAGCUGUUCAAGGGGGUGGCUUCGUCUGGAGCAUGGAUUUGUCUCGACGAGCUCGACAGCUUGGGAGUCAAAACGCUCUCUUCGAUGUCGCAUCAAAUUUUGGCCAUUCAAAGAGCAGUGAAAGCGAAAAAAGGAUUUGUUAUACUGGACAACGUGAAAGUCCAGCUCGACUCGUCUAGCCUGAUUUUGGCAACGCUUGGAAAUGCCGGGUCUGCGAAGUUGCCAGCUAAUCUAAGAUCACUUCUGCGACCAGUUGCUAUGAAAAUUCCUUCGAUCAGGAUCCUUUCUGAGGUGGUUUUGGUCGCAAAUGGAUUCCGUGAAGCUAAAACCCUUGCUAACAAGAUAGUACAAGUCUUCAGUCAUUGUGCAAGAAAAUUGUCACUGCAAACGCAUUACGACCAUGGUUUGCGAGCUGUGAAAUCGGUUCUCGACUGUGCCAUUGCACAAAGAUUUUUGAGAAAAGAUGCACCCGAGGAAGAAAUUAUCUUAGACGCAAUAGAGAGCGUGAACAGCUCUAAAUAUACAAGUUACGAUUUAAUCGUAUUUCAGGAAAUUUUGGCUAGAACAUUUUCUAUCAAUGAAUGCGGAUUGGAAGCAAAACAAGCCAGGCAGCAAUUGAUGGAGUGUGUCAGGAAAGUUUGCUCAAGCAAAAACUUGCAGCCCACUGAGAGUUUUGUGGAGAGCAUCGCGAAAAUGUGCAGUGCACUCAGAGUCAAGCAAGGGGUCAUUGUUCUCGGACAGCCUCUUGCGGGGAAAACGACUGCGUACCAAGUGCUCGCCGCUGCACUUAAUGAGCUCGAAAAUAAAAAGGUGCAAAUGACAGUGAUUAACCCCAAGUCGCUGACGCUUGAGCAGCUCUACGGCGCGUUUGAUCCAAUGACUCACGAGUGGACAGACGGGGUUUUGCCAAAAUGCUAUCGUCAAAUGGCAUUGUCAAAUUCUCAAAACAGAAAAUGGUUAAUAUUUGACGGCCCAAUCGAUUCUUCCUGGGCAGAAAGUUUGAAUACCGUACUUGACGACAGUAGGCGCCUGUUCCUUAUGUCCGGAGAAAAUUGUUUUCUUCCAUCAGGAAUGAAUCUUAUGUUUGAGACCGACGAACUCACAAAUGUUUCCCCUGCUUUCGUGUCUAGGUGCGGAAUAUCGUACAUCAGCACUGAAGCGGUUGGUUGGAGGUCACUUUUAAAAUCAUGGAUACAAAAUUUGCCGGGUGUCUUGAAAGAUCAUUUGCAAAUAAUUACCGAUUUGUUUGAAAGAUUCUGUCCCCCAUUGAUCAACAUGCACAGGAAAGGCAUUUUUAAGUCCGAGUUUCCUUUAAUGGAGUGCAAUUUGCUCCGGUCAACAACGAAUAUAUAUGACUGUUUUGUGACUCAAUACACAAUAGAUGACGGAAAGGAUGAAAUAUCAAGCAUAGAUAUGAGGGCGCAACUUGAGGGAAUUUUCUUCUAUGCAUGCAUUUGGUCCAUUGGUGGAGCACUAGACGCCGCGAGCAGAGUUAAAUUCAACAAAAUCUUCAGGGGGCUUAUGGCAAACGAAUUCCCGUCUGAGCUCAAAAGCGAGUUUCAAAUCACAGAUGAAAUUGCGCCUCCUGUAAAACCAUACAUUUUUCCAAUCCCUGAUAAUUUCACCGUGUACAAUUAUCGCUUCUUCAAAGAGGGAAAAGGAAAAUGGAGACCCUGGGAAGAAGACUUGAAAGGUUCCCCGCCGAUUCCACGGGAAAUUCCUGUCAAUCAAAUAAUUGUUCCAACAUUGGAGACGGUGCGGUGCUCAGCUCUUUUAAACCAGCUUGUAAGCCACAAUAAACCCUUGAUCUUGGUCGGCCCUUCAGGUGUCGGAAAAUCGAUAUACAUGUCUGAUUUUUUGGAGAACAAAGUGGAUAAAAAUGUUUACAAGCCCCUGCUAAUUCUUUUUUCCAAUCGAACGUCAGCUCAAGAUAUCCAAGAUUUGGUCAUGAGCAAUGUUGACAAGCGUAGAAAAGGUGUCUACGGUCCUCCUCUGGGCAAAAAAUGUCUCGUUUUUGUCGACGAUGUCAACUUGUCCGAGGUUGUUAACAAAUGCCAGCCCCCGGUAGAGCUUCUGCGACAGUUGCUAGACCACGAGACGUGGUUUGAAAUCUCUACCGGAUCUCCACAAAAAAUCACAGAUUUGCAGAUUUUGUGUGCUAUGGGAUCGGCACCAUUUGGUUUGCUUAAAACCUCUAAAAGGUUUUUGAGGCAUUUUUCGGCAAUUUCCAUUAACGAGUUUGAGGAGACAACUCUCGUCGCUAUUUUCAGCAGACUGAUGCUUUGGCAUUUAGACACGCGCGGAUUCAGCAAAGAAUUCGACCCUUCAAUCGAUGAAUUGGUGGCGGCCACCCUUAAAGUGUACGCAACUACGAAAUCAUUCCUGAUGCCGACGCCUUCGAAGUGUCAUUACAUUUUCAACCUGCGCGACUUUUCACGAGUGAUUCAGGGCGUGCUUUUGUCUGUACCUGAGGCAAUCGAGGAUUUAGCAGCCAUGAAGAGGCUGUGGGUGCACGAGGUUUUGCGAGUUUUUGCGGAUCGAAUGCCCGACAUAGAGGACAGAGACUGGCUCUUGCAGGUCGUCAGGGAAACUUGUUCCGAGAAACUGGGCAACGACAUGGAUCAAAUGUUCAAGCACUUGGCCACGAAGGAAAAUCCGCGAAUCACGGAGCUGGAACUACGGCAGCUACUGUUUUGCGACUUCGCUAAUCCCAAAGCAGACGCCCGAAAUUAUAGUGAAGUGCACGAAAUCGACAAUUUGAGAAGUGUUGUCGAGAGGUGUCUCGGUGAAUACAACAGCAUGUCGAAGAAGCCCGGCGAACUGGUCAUGUUCAGAUACGCAAUGGAGCACUUAUCCCGAAUUUGUCGGCUACUGAAGCAACCAAGGAGCCACGGCCUUCUAGUCGGCCCAGUGGGCCUGGGGAAACAAUCACUGGCGCGAUUGGCAGCGUCAAUAUGCUAUUACGAACUGUACCAGCCCGACAUAAACAAAAAUUAUUCAACAACCAAAUGGCGUGAAGACAUUAAAGAACUGCUGAUUAGGAGCGGAACUUCAGAUCAGAACGUAGUUUUACUCUUUUCGGAUGAGCAGGAAAAGAGCGAAAUUUAUUUAGAGGAUGUAAAUCACUUGCUUUGUGCUGGAGAGAUAGCGAACUUAAUAACUCCUGACGAAAAAGCGGAAAUUGUGGAGAAGAUGGGAGAAAUUGACAAACAAAGGGACAAAUCAGUGCAAACGGAUGGCAGCAACCCAGCUUUGCUGAACUUUUUCUUGCAAAAGCUGCGAGAUCAGCUGCAUAUCAUAAUUUGUCUCAACCCAGACUCAAAAAACUUCAAGAGAAGAUUACAAAAGUUUCCAGCUCUAAUAAAUAAUUGCACCAUCAAUUGGUUUUUGGACUGGCCUGAUGACGCAUUGCAAGAUGUAGCAGAGAACGUUUUGAAUUACUGCGGUCUGGAGGGCAAUGAAUUGCAAACGUGCAUCGAUUUGUGCAAAUGUUUCCACGCCGACGCUCAGGCUUUAUCUAAAAAAGCCAAAAAUCAUUUCUUUAGCUUAAUCACGCCCACGACCUACAUUGAUUUUCUGAAGAUAUUCAAGAAAAUUCUGAUUGAUAAAAGAAGAUACGUAAUGGAAGCCCAAGAGAAAUGUAAUACAGCAGCGGACAAAAUAUUAGGGGCAGAAAAAGAAGUUCCUGAGAUGCAAGAGGAAAUUCAAAAUCUAAUGCCGAAACUGAGAAAAUCGGCUGAACUUGUCGAGCAGGGAUCAGUGGCGGUUGAAAAUGAAACUAGAGACGUCACGGAAACCGAGCAAAAGGUGCUAGUUGAGCGUGAGCUGGUCCAAGAAAAAAGAGAGAGGGUGAAAGUUCUGCAAGAGGAGUGCGAAUCGUGUGUUUGCGAAAUGCUGGCACCACUUGACGAGGCAACUGCUAAUUUGGAGAAUUUGUCCCUCUCGGAUUUAUCAGCGCUAAGGGGAAUGAAAAGUCCGCCAAAGAAUCUCAAGUUGCUGAUGGAAGCGAUUUGCUUGAUGAAAGACGCAAAAUCAGAAAAGGUCGCGAAUCCAAAUGCGCCCGGCAAAACGAUGGACGACUAUUGGGGCCCAGGAAAGAAAUUACUGGCUGACCCUAAAUUUGUUGAAGGCCUGAUGCAAAUCGACAAGGAAAAUAUUCCAUCAAAGGCCUCAAAACAGAUCCAAGAGCGAGUUAUUUCAGAUGACACAUUCGAUCCAGAUAAACUAAAAGCCGUUGCUCCAGUGACGGAAGUUUUAUGCCGGUGGGUCAUUGCCCUGUACAACUACGACGUGGCAGUCAAAACUGCAGCUCCGAAGCGGCAGCUUCUGGCCGAGGCGACGGAGGAACUGCAAAACGCGAGCACCGUUUUAGAAGAAAAAGAAACGGCUCUGAGAGAGGCUGAAAGUAAAUUGACUGACGCGAAGGCUGACCUCGUGCAAGCCCAGGCACAAAGGGAAGAGCUACACUCGAGGCUGGAGUUGUGCCAGAAAAAAAUCAAGCGUUCUGAAGAACUCCUCGCGGCACUUCUUGGCGAGACUGGCAAAUGGCAAGCCAGGGCAAAAGAGCUAGCACAAAGCUUUCAGUCUAUUACAGUAAAAGGGGACAUGCUCGUGUGCGCGGCAUCGGUUGCGUAUUUGGGUCCGUUUGGCCCUAAUUUACGGAGCCAGCAAACCACCAAAUGGGUCCAGGCGGUCAAUGCUAAGGGUCUGGUGUGCUCUGCGCAGCCUGAGCACUUCAAUUUGAGCACUGUCUUAGGGGACAAAGUAGAGCUGCUGGAUUGGAACAAUAUCGGUCUCCCUUUGAGCGAUUCUUUCGUAAUGGGAAGCGCUGUGAUUAUCAAGCAUUCGGAAAAAUGGCCCCUUAUUAUUGAUCCUGAGGGACAAGCGAAUAAGUGGAUUAGAGCCAUCGAAGGGCAAAAUCAGUUACAGGUUUUGCGGUUGUGCGAUUCUGACUACAUUAGAAACUUGGAUUCGUGCAUUCAAAACGGAAAAGCUGUGCUGUUAGAAAAUAUAAGUGGGGAGCUAGAUCCCAUACUGGACCCACUGCUGAUGAAGCAGACUUUUAAACAAGGAACCAUGGUCGCCGUCAAGAUUGGUGAUUCAGUGAUUGAAUACAAUCCAAAUUUCAGACUUUACAUCACCACACGCAAAAGAAGCUUUAAGAUGUCGCCCGAAUUCGCUUCAAAGGUUACUUUGAUCAACUUAGCGUUGACCCCGCUCGGUUUGCAAGAACAGCUGCUAUCAGUAACUGUACAGAGGGAAAGGCCAGACCUCGAGUCAGAAAAGUCGCAAAUCAUGACCACAGGAGCAGAUAAUUUACGACAACUACGAGAGCUAGACUUAAAAAUCUUGGACGAAAUCUGGGCAUCUAGCGGCGACAUUUUGGAGGACGAUAUGGCAGUGCAAGCCGUCUGCCUGGCCAAAACGUUGAUCAACGAGGUCAUCGAGAAAAAAGUUAACAACGACCAGACCGAGGUGUCAAUCGACAAGUCCCGUUUACUAUAUGAACCGGUGGCGGAGAACGCCAGCAAUUUGUACUUCAGCCUCGUCCAGCUGGCUGCUCUAGAGCCUAUGUACAAAUUUUCUCUUGCCUGGUAUACAGAUUUAUUCAUCAAUGUGAUUGAUACAACCGAACGGGUGGAGGACUUGCAAAAACGCAUGCAAGACUUGGGAACGCAGUUGUCACUCACUCUAUAUCAAAGCGUUAUGCCAUGUGUUUUUGAAAAGGAUAAAAUAAUAUUCGCAGUAUUGAUUGCGAAGGCUACGAAAAAAAUUAAUCUCGACGAGGAAGAGUGGGAGUUUCUGCUCGAAAACGAAUUCCAAAGAGAUGAAUCGAAUGAGAGCUGCUUUGAAUGGUUGUCUUUGUCCUGUUGGCAAAGGUUAAAUGCUCUUUUUCAGUUAUCUGGAUAUGAACAUUUGAGAGAUAAUUUAAAAGAAAAUGAAAAUCAAUGGAAGGAGUUCUAUGAAACAAAAACCAAAAGUCUAGAUAUGUGCCCAGUUAAAGUAGAAGAGUUUAAAGUUUUACUGAUUCUAAAAUGCAUCCGACCUGACAUGUUAGUAGAAACUGCAACCAACUUAAUUCAAGAAAUUCUUGGAGCAGAUUACGUUAACCCGCCAUUGUUCAAUCUGCCCUCAUCGUUUUCUGCUUCUUCGUGCAAAAACGCCUUGAUUUUUAUGCACCAGCCAGGCUCUGAUCCUACGUCGACCCUUCUAAAGUUUGCCACCGACAUGCGAGUGACCCAAAAGAUGCAAAUCAUAUCUUUGGGCGAAAACCAGGGUCAAGCAGCGGCAUUGGUUAUUGAGGAAGCAGUGAAACUUGGGUCAUGGGUUUUGUUGCAAAAUUGCCACUAUGAACCUGAUUGGAUGAUCCAUUUGGAAAAGAUUUGCGACGGAUUGGGAGCGGAAUCAACGCAUCCCGAGUUUAGAUUGUGGCUUUCGUCAGUGUCCACCGAUCACUUUCCAGAAGCACUUUUGCAAACAGGCAUCAAGAUUGUAUUUGAUCCACCCAUCUCAGUGAAAAAUAAUAUGCUGAUGACUUUCACCAGCGACCCUAUCUCGGACCUUGAUUUUUACGAAAGUUGUGGCAAACUGAGUUCGGAAUUUAGAAAAUUACUGUAUAGUUUUUGCUUCUUCCACGCCCUGACUAUGCAGCGUACCAUGUUCAGGCCCCUCGGUUGGACAGAACCUUACAAGUUUACCGAGUCGGAUCUCAGAUCGAGUUUAGUGCAACUCCAAUCGAUUUUAAUAAAUUCAACGGAGCUCUCCCUGCAUUUCGUUUACUAUGUCGCGAGUGAGUGCUAUUACGGCGGACUUAUGUUUGAUCCCUGGGACCAGAGAUGUCUCGAGAAUCUACUUGCUGAGUGCUGUCGACCGAGCGUUGAGAAUUGCAACUUUUUCUGCGACAAACUAGAACUGUUCAAGUAUCCCGUGAACUUUCAAUAUGACGAGCAGGUUAACCACAUAAAAAAGCUCCCUAAUAGAAACGAGCCAGAGCUCUGUGGUAUUAGCAACAGCGUUGGUAAAAAGACUGACGAGAGCCUAGCAAUAAAAUUCAUUUCAGACCUGCAUCUGUCCCAGGAGGAGUUCAUUUUUAAGGUUAUUGCCAAAGUUUCUGCCUCAAAAUAUGAGCAAGAAUUGGUUGAAAAUGCAAAAGGGAUAAUAAGCGCCCUGCCAAGCAAAUUUGAUCUAGGUGAAGCGACGGAUACAGUAGCAGGACCACUGAAAGCAGUUUUAAUGCAGGAUUUAAUCCAGUACAACGAGUUAUUAAAUGUCAUGUGGUGUUCACUUGAACAUUUCGUUAAGGCCAUGCAAGGGAAAGAAAAAAUGCAUUCUGAAUUGGAAGAACUCGCAGCGAGCUUGACCGCAAACCGAAUUCCUGAGUGUUGGAAACCAAAGUGCUACGCGUGCAUUAAAUCGCUAAAAGCAUUCAUCUCUGAUUUAAAUAAACGAGUUCAGUUCUUUCGGAAUUGGUUGCAAUCUGGUCAGCUGAACGUGUUUUGGCUUCCAGGAUUUUUUGCGCCCAACAGCUUUUUGUCAAUUUUAUUGGAAAAUUGUAGCCCUGAAACUUUUGACGGAUUGGACGCGGAAAAGGUUAUAAUUGAGUGCGAGAUUUUGCGAGAUGACAUAUUGAUCGACAAAGGCGUUGUUGUGUCUGGAUUGUAUCUCAAUGGUGCAAGUUGGGAUGCAGAAAAUAACUGCCUAGCCGAGAUAGUGAAAAACGGUCCAUACAGCGAGUUUCCCAAGAUUUGGUUGAAGUCGUUCCUUCCAUCGAAUCAUCACGAUGGAAAAAAAUACACUUGCCCAGUUUACCAAACGUCAGAGCGGCGCGGCGUUAUCAACUCGUCUGGUCUUUCCUCAAAUUUCCUAUUUUCGGUUCAACUUAAUACAAACACAGACCCCAAACACUGGAUUCUCCGCGGAGUCGCCCUACUUUGCCAACUACCAGAUUAAUAGGUUUUACAGGCGUAAUUCGAAACGCGAGGAGUUACUCCACUUCACAAGAUAUCGUUUAUGUUAAUCAAAUUACACUCAAUUAUUCUAAUACAUGGAUUAAAAAUGGAAAAUGUUCGAGCGCGCGAUGCA
Cloeon dipterum is the source of this 11589-nucleotide messenger RNA. RefSeq names its product dynein axonemal heavy chain 7-like. The transcript has 64 exons. Gene Ontology annotation, molecular function: ATP binding; ATP hydrolysis activity; dynein light intermediate chain binding. Lineage: Eukaryota; Metazoa; Arthropoda; Insecta; Ephemeroptera; Baetidae. Gene Ontology annotation, biological process: microtubule-based movement. The coding region runs from base 1 to 11457 and encodes 3818 amino acids. The record is from RefSeq and is a predicted model, not a curated record. Gene Ontology annotation, cellular component: dynein complex.